AUGAUCAACAUUAGACAUCCUAUGAUCCACAGUAAACCGCCAAUGAUGAAGCCACUUCCGGCUAGGGACGUAAAUUCAAAGCAGAAGGAACUUACCCGUAAAAUGGAAAAUGACGCAACGAUCGCGAAAACAGCGGACCACAAUCAGAACAUCGUCGACGAGUCGGAUUUAUACUUCGAGCAACUCUGCGACAUGAUCAGUAUCCUUGAGAAGAACAUCACUGGUGAUCUACCGGAAGUCGAUGAACCCCAGUUAAAACCGGAAAAGGAUGAUUCGAGGGAAAAAGGAUCGAACAGAACCACCUACGACGAUAUAAUGUCCUUUUUGGCGAAGCUGGAAGAGGGUUCUCUGGACGAGACAAGGGCGAGCGUACCGGAAGUAGACCAAGAGGUGCUUCAAGAAAUUUUCAUGAAAUCGCAUUCGUUGAAUUAUACCAGCUGCGACGGCCUAGUCCCAAUGAAAGUCACAAAUCACGCGUUCGAAGAGGACUUAGCUACCGCUAGACUCCAGCUGGAGGAGAAAAACGCCACGAUAACGCUACUGAAGGAGCAACUGAGAUCCGAGAGGCAGCUAGCCUGCGAGAAACUCGAAUCUCAGAGGCGUGGCAACCUGUCCAAGCUGCAGUCGCAGGACGAGAAGUACAAGGGCAUCGUGAAGAGGCAUCAGAAGUUCAUCGAGCAACUGAUCGAGGAGAAAACCGACCUGACCGAAAAAUGUAACUCUCUCGCGCAGAGAGUAAAGGACAUCGAGAUGAAGAUGCAGAGGGACCUUAGAGCAGCCGCUGAUAGACAUUUGGUGGAGCUACAGAGGGCCAAGGAACAUUAUGCUGCCGCUGAGAAGAUCAAAAGGGAACGAUGGGUAGAGGCCAGGACGACGAAGAUCAAGGAGAUGACCGUGAAAGGUCUGGAGCCAGAAUUAAGGAGCAUGAUGGAGCAACACGCUGAGGAGAUGCAAAGUCUUAGGAAUGCUCAUAUGAAGGAGCUGCAGGACGCAGAGCUUCGUGUGAUUCGUCGAUCGAAUCAACAGUUGGAACAAUUGCGGCUGGAACUGACCGCUAGUCAUGAAAGGAUGCUGGCUAACGAGAAGAAUAUUCUUUGGGCUAGGUACAACGAGAAGUUAGAGGAGCAGAAUGCUGAAAUCGAGACCAAGUUGCAGAGGAUGUACCAACAGUACCAAGUAUUAAUAUCUGAUCCUUCUAGGAAAGACAUAGGGAAACGUUUGACCUUCUUUCAGGAAGAGAUGCAAGCCCUGAAGCAACAUCAGUUGAACGAAAAGAGGACUUUGCAAGAGUCCCUGAAGACAGAAUGGGAAGCCUGGAUUGCUGAUUAUAAAAGGCAACAGACCUUGAAGUUCGAGAGGGCUGAGAGUAAGAUCAGGGAUGAGAGCAAUAAAGAAAGGGAUCGACAGAUUGAGCUGGCCAUAGAACGCUUGGAGAAGGACUCGAGAGAGGCACGAUUGGGUCUUCAGCAGAAUUUCGACUGCAAACUUAGGUCUUUGAAAGAGAAGUUUGACAUGGAGUUGCAAACUGCAGUCGACAAUGAACAGCUGCACAAGGACAGGCUGACGCAGGCGAAGGAUAAGCUGGACAGGAGUGAAACUCAACUGCAGAAGGUGGAGAAAAAGUUGCACCAGUGCACUAACGACUUGAACUGUGCGAAUGAGGUGAUCAAACGAUUGAGUCUGGAGAAGGACAACGCGAGGAAAUUGGCCAGACAGGAGAUCGAAGGGGAGAAGAGAGAACUGGAGGAAAAAAUUGGGUCCCUUUACCAUGAGAUCGGUCAAAAUAACGCGAGCAGGGAGGCUUCUAUGGCCCAGCUGCACAGCAGGAUAAAGCUAGUAAUGACGCAGAAAGUCCUGACGAUAAAAAAUCUCGCCAAAGAGCUCGGCGAGGUUAAAUCAAAGUGCGAACAUUUGGAAAAGUUAGUGGAUCAACAAAGGAGGGAAUAUAUUUUAAAAAGUUUGUGA
Molecule: messenger RNA, 1965 nt
Organism: Dufourea novaeangliae
Lineage: Eukaryota; Metazoa; Arthropoda; Insecta; Hymenoptera; Halictidae
Gene: dila
Product: centrosomal protein of 131 kDa
Biological process (GO): regulation of centrosome duplication; intraciliary transport involved in cilium assembly; cilium assembly
Cellular component (GO): centriolar satellite
Source: RefSeq, a predicted model, not a curated record